Molecule: messenger RNA, 8385 nt
Organism: Pocillopora meandrina
Lineage: Eukaryota; Metazoa; Cnidaria; Anthozoa; Scleractinia; Pocilloporidae
Source: the annotation of a GenBank genome assembly
AUGACCAUGGCGGAAUACUUUGAGGAAAAAACCGACUCAAACCUCACGAUUACUCCGUCACUUCAGACCUGUCCGCUAUGUAGUAUCAAAAGAAAGAGUUUUACUUGUUAUUCGUGCGUUCUAAGUGGAGACUUUCUUCAUUCUAAUGAAAGAUGCCCCGAAAGGUAAUCGUCGUUUAAUUAUUUCAUAACUGAACCGGAAUUUACGCAUUUUCAGACAAUCUGGUGUGAAAUUUCAAAACAAAUCAAGGAGGAGAACUUCCUUGUUACCAGUUAUUUCCACGAAUCAAUAUUUCAAUUUUUUACACCCACAGAUAUGCAGAGAAAUUUAGGAAAUUCGAGAUUUUAAAGAGGCUGAAAAGUGAAUACGAGAAACGGUAGGGUAAAUUCGUUUCUUGUAAAAACUAAAAGAAAUAUAUUAUGAUUUCACGAAAGCUUUUAAAUUUGCCGUUGCGUCAGGGUCACGUUAUGAUUUCACUGUUCUUUCAGAGCGUUAGAUGUAAUUAGAAAACAAGAAAAGUCGGACAAAUUGGUACGUAAUUAUACUGUGUGUAUCUAUUAAAUUAAUCCGCACCAGAGCACAAAUAUACUUGUAGUAGUUCAAACUGAGUUUCAAACUUUCUUGAUUCAUUUUCCUUCUUUGCUUUUGUCUGUAGUCCAUAAGCAAAAGAAAAUUUGAAUCAAUCUAGUUUAAAUAAUUUUAACCUGAAAAUGUAAUUAACCCUUUAAACCCUGAGAGUGACUACAGUGUAGCAUCAAAUUUCCACCUGCAGUAUCACCCCUGAAUCACAUGUUAAGGUCAUGAGAAUAAAGGAAAUGAUCACUGAUAAAAGAAGCUUUUGAUUGGUAAGCAAAUUUUCCUUGUCAGCACCUUGGGAAAUGUAUAAAGAACAGUAUGGAGAAUGAUUUUAAGAUGUAAAGGGUUUUAAAGGAGUUAUUAAGGUAUUUGAACAUUAGAUUACACUGAAAAAUUUUACUUUGGUGGAGAGAAGGUUGCUGAGGUGUGGGACAGGGCAAGGGCAAAAAAUGUGGAAAAGCUUAGACCCUUUAACUCCCAAGAUCUCAUUAAUAUUCUCCUUAAUAUCUGCCAUAUAGUUCUUCUGAUGUUAGUUUGGAGAAUUUGGUAUUGGAUCAACUUAUAAUCCCCUAAUUAAGAUUUUUCUCUAUUCUCAUCACUUGUCUGCUUGGUCUUGUAUUGAUAUUGUAAGGAGAAAUUCUAUCUUGGUCACUCAUGUGAGUUAAAGGGUUAAGCCAGUUGGAGGGGAACUGUUGAUGGGACAGUAAAAGAGAACUUCCAGGCAUUCCAAAAGUAUUAGGGGCUGAAUGAUUCUCUGGCUAUUAUGCAAAAUUCUCACAACUCUUGGCCUCAGAGCCAUUUUAUGCCUCAUGGUGUGAUUUCAGUCAUACUAUGAGGUUUUGGAAAGGAAGGAAAAUUCACUCAAUCACUGACUCAAUUUUGAUUAUUCAGAUGUGGUGAACUUUCUCUUGUUAAUUCACACUGUUCUUUUACUUCUGUACUUUUUAUAAAGAACCUUUAAAACUCUCUCUCAUUGGUAAGUUUCUGUUUCAGCAAUAAAGUUUGAAGGGCUGAAAUAAAAUAAUUUGUCAGUUUUACUGUAAUUACUAAAUGAAUGUGAUCCCAUUGAUACUGUAUGAGUUUAUGAUGUUCCAAAGGAAAAAGGAGGUCAAUAAUCUGAAAAAAAUAAACUGGCUCCAAUCAGUAAUCAUCUAGUAAAUGUUAAUGUAGUCAUAGAAUGUUUCAAGUAAUUUAUCUGACAUGUACUCGCUGUAAAUGUUUACUGUUCUGGACAAAUCAAACUGUACCUUGGUAUUUGAUAUAAAGAGUCAAAUGAUUAUAAUUGCAGAAUUGUGAACUUAUCAGCUGCAGACAGAGAGUUCUACUUUUAAAGUUGGUGAUCAAGGAAGCAACUCUUGAUAUAGAGUCAGGUGAGUCAGUUUUCUAAUGUAAUAUGUAUCAGUAAUACCUUUUAAUCCUUUAAUUCCCACAAAUUAUUAACAUGUAACUUCUCCUUCUGAUAUCUAUAAAUUAUCUAGCAACCAGGUAAUGAGAAUACUCAGACUUAUCAUGUAGAAGUUGUUAUCUUGAUAUAUCUCCAAAUUCUUCUUACUAUUUUACUUGGAAAUUUGAAGCAGCUAGAGGGGAGAAUUAAAAAUUAAGGAUUUUCAGGGUUGACAUUUUUUUAUUCAAGAAUGUGGGAUUUUAUCCUAAGUGCUAUAAUUUUUUUAAGAGUAUUUGAUCAUAUCUGGGGACAUUCAAGACUUUAAGGAAAAAGGAGGAAAAAAAAAAAGGAAAGGUUCUAGAUAGAUUGAAGAAGUUUAAACCACAGUAAUCCGCUUAUUUUUUCCAUUUAUCAUCCCAAUUUUCAAUGUUUUCAUUCAACUUAAUUAUAAUUAAGUUGAUUGAAUUACUGAACAGAUGUAACCACUGAAAAGGGUUUGUUAUGCUAAAUAUGAUAUUUUAGCAUUGAAAUUUCCCUUUUUCUGAGACCACAAUAGCAAAACACCUUUUCCUACAGUGUGGUUUCAAUAAUGUUCUCAGUUGCAAUUUAUCUAUUUCAAAGAAAAUUGCAUAAGUUAACACAUUUUUGGCUUCUCAUCCACAGCAAGCCAAACUCUUAGGGUGCUCAAAGAGUCUAAUAACAAAACACAAUUGAGGCAAACAGAACACUCAGAACAGCUACAAACCAAGGCAAAGCAAUUACUACAGUUUCAGGUGAUUUUUGGAAUGUGUUUGUGGAACAUGGUUUUGCAACUUUGUCCUGGUGGCAAAUAGUAGGGAAUUUUUGCUUUAGAGAAGGUAUAUUUUCCAUUUUAACAUUUGGAAGAAAACCUGCAUUUUUAAGAGGGAGGGUUGUAUAAUUUGGCCAAACAAAAUGAUCAAAAUCCCUGAAGAGGCUUUUAACUCAGCUUCUAGCAAGAAACCUUUGGCAUGCCAUCUUCAUAUUUUAAUGACUUCAGAGAGAGAAAUCAUGCUCUUUCAUCCUUGGUUUUAGCUGAUACCCAAACAUACUUUUCAAGUUACUAGGAUCAGAUAUGCCCCACAAGAUUAAUCGUUCUUGAUGUUUGAACUCCUAAUAGACUGGUCUAGGAAAAAGGAAACAAGAACUGGAGUGUACCACAGAGAAGUUAUGUGAAGCCCGCAGAGUCAGUUUAUCACAAAUACAAAAAUACUUGUUUGCCAUACAGGUUAAUCCUGUUUUGCAAGUAGUGGAUGUGCCUUCCCCCAGAGAUACUGCAGAAGGUAUAUGACUGUAAUCAGAUAAAAAAUAUUUGUUUAUGAUGUGGUGAUUUGCAAUGUAUCCUAUAUGUGGGUAUUAUAUUAUAGGCUGAAUUUCUGAUGUAUUUUGAUAAGCUCCUUACUAAUGAUAUAUUGGAGGAUAGACACAUAGAUGAUGUGGCACCAUUAACAACAUUUUGCUUUUUGUCAUAAAAGACAAAUAGAUUUAAUUUUGGCAUGCAUUUGUUCAGUAGCAGAUUUCAAAAGGUGUGAAAAUGUGAUAAGGACAUCAUUGACGCAUGUGGCUUCACUUUGGGAGCCUUAUUUUUUCGUUCUAAUGCCACAUUUUGACAUUAUCUAUGAUCUAUUACUGAACAGAUGCAUGCAAUAUGGAAUCUAUCAGUUGAAAUCCUUUUUUAAAUUGUAAGACUUUAAGUCAUGUUUUAGAUUAGCAGCUUAAAGUGACUUGCAUCUAGUUUCUCCCUGCAUCAGAAUAAUGGAAGUGAUCAUCAAAUACAGAAGUACAUGACUCUAUAACAGAUUCUCCUCGUCAAUUUGCCAUAGGAAAUGUGAAAAAGAUUGUAUGGAGACUAUGCAUAGUAACGUUAGCAUGUACUAAGGAUUGCCUCUAGUCUGUCUAGUAGAUUUUAUUAUAUUAAACUAGAUUACCACUUAUCAUUUAAUAACACCAUUUGUUGCUAUGAGUAAGUAAGUUCUGGAUCUUUGGUUAUUUACUGGAAAUCUUCAGUGGUGGUGGUUUCCUGAGAGGUUCCUAAAAAUUUUGACAUUAUUGUAGACCAAAGCCUGUCAUGUUUCACAUCUAUUUUCAAAACCUGUCUUCUCAUAGUUAUACGUAGCUAAUUUUGCUUUUACAAGGAAUGAAAUGAGCCUUGCAAAUUUAUAGCGACAAGGAAAGAAAUUGCGCUUUGACUGGAUUCGAACCCGGAGCUCGUAGCUAUUAAUUGACUUCGAUAGGAUUUAAACCCAUGUCUCCCAACCGUCGAAGCUUGAAUUUUUCAGGCUUAUUUUCUGUAACGUCUCUUAUUAUGUCUCACCUAUUUCAUUUACCUAUGAUCUUUGCAAAGCCAUCUGUGAAAGAUGGAUCUACAGUGCAGCAAAUUAACAAAUCUUUCUCCUUCAGAUAUCCAUUGUGACAUCGAGAGUGAAAAUAAUGACGGGAACCGCGAGUCGGAGCUGGCCGAGGCCACCCGUACAUCGUAUAUUGCAGGACGUUGGGUGUCCGAAGAGGAAGAUGUGCGGAUGGUGUACUCAAUAAAUGGUGCAUAUUUACCAGGGAACGGAGACUACUCAUCGUAUCACGAAUGGGGUAUGUGCGAUACAGCGGUCAAAUGUCGAGUAUGCGCGAGGGGGUCGGUUGUGGUCGCCCUUGCGCCAAUUUCCCGCGCAAGAUUUCAAAGGAAAACCUAACAAAAAAACGCUGUUCCGCAAAAUAAGCGAAAGAAAAUUAAAACUUUCAUACAAAUCUGUAAAAGGAAAGAAAAUGGAAAAAGGAACACUAAAGACUCAUCGAACACAAAGGUUAUUCAAGUAUGGCUUUUCCGUUGAUUUCCUAUUCUGUUUUGAGCUUAACCAAAAUAGUUGUACGCUUUUAAAACACCGUGACUUACUGGCUUGUGUGGUUGCAUAUAACUCAUGAGAUACAACUCGGUUCUGAAAACCUGCAAUCACGCCACCUAGUCAUUACAACGUUCGCACAUGCGCAACUGUUUGACCUUGUUAAUCAUGGCCAAUGUGUCUCUGGAAAUAUUGCCUGAAUUUCCCGAGGAUCGCAAAUUACAAUCCUUAUUUAUCAUACUCAUCCCUAACCACCCUCGUUUCUUUCUGUUUUAAUCUUCCCUCUGGGUGGUCUGGCUAGCGUAUCCAAUCUUUUUUUUUCGGAUUUCACCAUAUUUUCUGCUAGUUUUUUCGUUGGAAAAACAUGGCCGAGAAUAAUACGACAUGGGUCUUAUUACUGCACCAAAUAUUUCAAAGAGAACAAACUAGUAUCCAUCUGAAUAAUACCUUGCGUCUUCUUUGAUAGCAGCAAACGGCGAAUUAGGCGAACGCACGCAGAAAACUAAGAGCGCGGAGCGCACAGAUCAGAGUAAAAUAGCUUUGUUAUCCUAUUACUUCUCCCUCCUUGCUAUCCAUCAGCCCGGUUGGAAGCAAUUUUAAUUUUUUUCUGUCUUAUUCUAGUCAAGGCACACAGGAGUGGAUCCAGAGAACUCGGUAAGUCCUUUGUCAAUUAUGCUUGUUUGUUUAAAUCCAGUCCGGCGCAAAAAAGAUAACCUACUUCAGUUAAUAAGGACCUUAAGGAAACCAGGCGACGAAAAGCUAAAGCACAAGAUACGCUGCACUGAAUUAGCUCUCGUUACUAUCAUCUAUUCAACAAGAAUUGUUCUCUGAAUGGAUGGAUAAUCGGGCUAUAAAGAAAAUAGACGUAAUUUUGAAGCAGAACAUGUGGAAUGUGCUUGUUUGUCCGUCUAAGUAGAGUUAUAUUCGAUUUUGUAAACGAAAUAUAACUUUGGGUUUUGCGACUAAACGUUUCGGUUUAGAUUAAGUUCGAUUAAGAAAGAAAAAGGUACGAGUGUGCCUCGUUCGAUUAUAUCCUUGCUCAGUGCAGUACACAUAAUACUCACCUCACAAUUCCUCUCUGCCCUCGUUAUUAGCCCUGUGCGGAGUCUGGCCCUACAUGUACUAGACCCUUGACAGAACCCUCCCCUGCUUAGGGCAUCAAAUUUUCCUGCUACGUAACUUUACUUUUGCGGCAGCGCUUAUAAAGAGGGUUUGCUCGCAAGCUUAAUGGUACAACUAACUUGUAGUGUGGUGCUCGGGAUCGGAAGGGGUCCCUGGAUAUACAUCGUAUAUGUGGGUAACCUGUUAUGUGCCUGUUCCUCGUACUCUCUGAUUGACAGUACUCCCAUUUGCUGCUUGACAAAGAAACGGAAUUUAGGAGCAGGCCAUUGGAUUGGAGAAGAACCUCACCGUCGUUGAUUUUUAUUUCAGCAUCCGAUGAAGAAAUCUCUGUAAAAACACCAGCUUUUAAGAUGACCGCCGCGCUUACACAUGCUUGUCAAAUGCUGGAGCUCAUGGCGUUCUAUUUGGACGUGAAUCUACCAAAAAGAAUAAGCUACAGGUAUUGCGAACACAUUCUCUGUACCUCAAAAAUCCUUUAUUCAAUUUUUAUGAAACAACAUUGAACAAUUUAUAAAUUCAUUUGUUGGUUUAUCUUGUAGUGAAUUUUGUCAUCGUGAAUUAAGUAAAAAGGACUUUAAAAGCGCCGUAGAUCGAUUGAACGCAAACGUGCUUCACUUGUGUUUCACGCAGGUAAGUGCAUAGCCAAACGUUAGUUCAGUGAACAGAACUAUUCAGAAGAAUUAAUGAUUUUUCCCGAACAAAAAAUGAUUGGGUGAAAGUCACCAUUGGAUGUGGCUUACACGAAUUGCAUUUCCCAUUUUUAAACGCUGAUGCGAUUUUUACAGAGUCACAGUUGUAUUUUUUAUCAGUUAUUAAAAGUUAAAAAACUUUUGUCGUUUUAUCUGAGUAGGAAGCAUUUUUUUUACUCGUUUUUCUUUUCUUUUUUUUUAUUUUUUUGAAAUAAUAUUAUCUUUUUGUGAUUAGAAUCAUGGAUAUGCAUCAACAUUUAAAUGUCGCUGAGAUUAUGGCGGACGAAUAUAAAAAUGUCAGUUUGUAACUCGCACAUGUCAAAUGUAUGGAGUGCUUAUUUUCUUUUUUCACUUUUGUUUUGCUUUUUAUUUUAGCACGUGGAACCUUCCCUUCUUCAUCCGAGGAGAACUUUACACAAUCUGUAUACUUGCUUGAACUCGCUCCACCUUGGACGGUAAGUUUCUAUUAUCUUCAAAAACUGUUCGCAAGCUGAGAGCAGGACAGCUAAUCUAAGACAGUGUUGACAGCCGAAGUUGAUUGCAAAAAGUUGAAAGGACUGAGUGCAAAAUUAUGGGUUUCAAAGUAAAUCUUGUGAUUUCUCCAGCUCAUUUAUUACAAAUUGAAAUUAAAACCAUUUGGUUAUCUAUACAGUUUGAAGUUUCAAAAUUAUGUUACUUACCGAGAGAUGAAACUCUAACUCCCCUCUAACCCCACCCCCCACCCCCCAACAAAAGAAAAAAGGGAAACUGCGGAAACAGACCAAGACAUAAGCCGAGAAAUUUGCUCCGGUUGGGUUUUAGUCAAAAUAUUAAUGACAGGGGUGCCAUUCAUGUCAUAGGGGAGGCCCAUUUGAGUGUCAUCCCGAGUUGAUAACGAUUAGCAGCGAAAACGACGACGCUGAUUCCAGUGAUCAAAACGAUUCGGCAUCGGAAGACGCGAACAGUGAAUCGGAUACCGAGUGGGAAAACCUGCCCUCCAACUUGGUUGACACGACAGACUCAUCCACUCACCAAGGGGCUUUGUUGCAGUCCAAGUCAUCGGAAGAUAACCAGAGGACGGACGAGCCCGCGACAGCCGCAAGCCUGGUCAGUUCAGCGGCCGCGUCUGUGGCUGCUCUUUGGCCGUGGAAAAAAUAGCAUUGGUUUUAUGUUGUGUGUUAAUUUCCUGUGUCUUUCAAAAGAUUUGACUCAGGUUUCUAAAUAAUUGUAAAGGAAAAAAAAACUGAUUUAUUGGGGCUUUACUAUCUGGAAAUUUAGUGGACUUCGUUUUGAGAAUUGUUUACUGCUGCACUUCCAACAAAGUUGGUGUAAUAAAUAUCAUUUGUUUCUCGAAGCCACAGAUGUUUACUGUUAGACUGUAACUACUUAAUUUUAUUUUUUCCGCACGCCAAUUUUUGAAGGAUGAUAAAUGCAAUUGUCUCCAUUUGGUUCGACAAUAUGCAUUUUAUUUUCCUCCAAGCGGCUCUAAGUUUUCCCCAUGCUUCGUUCAUGGAAAACUGUGUACCUGUUAUGUAAUACAUAAUGUCUCUGUAAAAAAUAUUGUAGCAUAAAUUUAGCCCAAGUAGAGACUAUUGAACAUAUACGGGAAUGAUGUCUACCUUUAAGUAUGUGCAAUUUUCAAUUUAACAGUGGAUUCCUGUUGCCGUGAGUCUGCAAUAGAUGACAAAUGUAGCUGAUGUUUUAACCAAAUUUUGACGUCUUCUGUGAACCUCUUUUACUGUACAGAAAAAUGGAAACCUAGAAUCUAUUUGUUUUAUAUUAG